UAAGCUUAGCUCGCUAUCUCGACAACUCGCGGGGACUGUGCAAUUGAGCAAAGCAAACAUGUCUGAGAAGAACUUGGACCUGGGCGUCAAGAGUCAAGGUGCGGACUAUGGCGUACACGAUCCACAUGCGGCCAGUCGAAGGAGGAGCUCGGCUGUUGGUCCUGAGGUCAUUGAAGGCGAGAUCUUUGAUGAUCGUUAUGAGACUACGCAGCGAGGGUUGAAGUCACGCCAUGCGCAGAUGAUUGCAUUGGGUGGCACAAUCGGCACCGGUCUCUUCGUUGGUUCGGGUCAGACUCUCGCCCGUGGAGGUCCAGCCUUCAUCCUCGGUGCAUACAUCUUCAUGUCGUUCCUGAUCUUCUGUGUUGUCACCUGCAUCAUCGAAGUCGCCGCCUACCUCCCCACUCCUGGCUCCUCCAUGAACCUCUACGGCUACCGCUAUGUCUCGCGCUCAAUGGGUUUCGCUCUUGGUUGGCUGUACUUUUACUCGCUCGGCAUCUUAGUUCCCUACGAAAUCACAGCGGCUGGUCUCGUGAUUGACUACUGGAAUCCGUCGGUCAAUAUUGCAGUCUGGAUCACGAUCAUGAUUAUUGUCAUUGUGGCGUUGAACUGCUUCCCUGUCAAAUUUUACGGAGAAACGGAGUUCUGGUUCGCCGGUACAAAGGUCGUUAUGAUCGUUGGACUUCUGAUCCUCUCGUUCAUCUUGUUCUGGGGAGGUGGUCCGUCCAACGAUCGUCUGGGAUUCCGGUACUGGAAGAACCCUGGCGCGGCAAACACGUAUCUCGAAUCGGGUAACACUGGUCGAUUCAUUGCGCUGCUAUCGACAGUGGUUCUCUCUGCUUUCCCCUUCGCCUUUGCCCCAGAGCUCCUGGUCGUAACAGGCGGCGAGAUGGUAUCCCCUCGCCGAAACCUCCCCAUUGCCGCACGCCGAUACAUCUACCGUCUCCUGAUCUUCUACGUCGGCAGCGUCCUGGCCAUUGGCGUCAUCUGCCGCUCAGAUGACCCUAGCAUAACAUCCGGUGGAGCCGGUGCUGGCUCGUCGCCUUUCGUCGCUGGUAUCAAGAAUGCUGGAAUACCCGUCCUUGAUAGCAUCAUCAACGCCGGAAUCAUCAUCAGUGCCUGGUCAUCCGGCAACUCCUUCCUCUUCCUCUCCUCGCGAUCGCUAUACUCGCUCGCUCUUUCCGGAAACGCGCCUUCCAUCUUCAAGUCGUGUACAAAGUCCGGAGUUCCGUACUGGGCCGUCACCGCCUCGUCGCUCUUCUGCGCCCUGGCCUACCUCAACGUAGCAAGCUCCUCAGCCGUCGUCUUCACCUGGUUCGUCAACCUGACAAACACGUCCGGUUUCAUCUCCUGGAUCUGCUGCGGUAUCAUCUACCUGCGUUUCCGCAAAGCGUGCGAGGCGCAGAACGUCACGGAUCUCCCAUACAAGUCGCCUGUUGGCAGGUGGGGUGCGUGGAGCAUCAUCAUCGCCUUCACUUUCUUGUGUCUCAUCAACGGGUUUGACGUCUUCUGGCCUGAGAAGUGGAACAUAAGCUCCUUCUUCACUGCUUACGUUGGUAUCCCUAUGUUCUUGCUCUUCUACUUUAUACACAGGAUUUGGUCAUGGGGUGACACUUGGGCUCAUAACCCCAUGGAGGUGGAUCUGCAGACGGGUAUGGAUCGCGUGCUUGCGGAGGAGACACCGGCGAGCACGACAAAGGGUCCUUGGUAUAUGAAGAUUAAGCUUCUCUGGGAGUAGAUGCAGUAGUUCUGAUGUAGUUAGAAUGAGGAUUUAUCUGAAUUUGAAGUCUGCCUCCAUUG
This is a messenger RNA of Pyrenophora tritici-repentis Pt-1C-BFP, 1797 nucleotides long. Its product is annotated as LysP, Amino acid transporter. NCBI's taxonomy places the organism in Eukaryota, Fungi, Ascomycota, Dothideomycetes, Pleosporales, Pleosporaceae. Gene Ontology annotation, cellular component: membrane. Gene Ontology annotation, molecular function: amino acid transmembrane transporter activity. Gene Ontology annotation, biological process: amino acid transmembrane transport. The record is from RefSeq and is a predicted model, not a curated record.